AAGCCCAUUCGCUCAACAGUCACACCGGAAAAUUACGUUCGAGCCAUUAUCUCCCUAUCUAGAAGGUACUCAAGUACCUCCUCCUUCCCCGGGAAUAAUUACGUCGAUAUUGCAGAGUGGCUGCUUCAAGACCGCCAUCUUCUCAGUUCAAAAAAGCCAGAAGAGGAGGCCAACCUUUUCGCUUCCAAGUCUGAACAGCCUCAUGAUCUGGUCGUGGUAUAUGACUGUGAAGAAAGGAAGUGGGACGUGGGGCAAUACCACCAAGACCAACAUGAGAAGUUCUCAGCUGAAAUCUCAGUUCCGUCAGAGAACUUGGGGCAGGUAGUCUUCAUCCGAGGCUUCAUAUCACCGUCUUGGGUAUCAGCUCUUGGGAGUAAAUACAAUAUCGAUCCGGAAUUCUUCAGGCGACACAUGAAUUUUCUGUCUAGCAAUGAUGUUAGGCACUCCUACAGUUUCCCACCGCUUGCGAGCUCCUCAAACAACAUUUUUCGCCUCUGCGUGAGCACUCUUCUCCACCGUGAUGAUUUCGGGGGCCAGAACUUGCAGUCGCAGCGCUCAGAACAACUCACUGGGCUUGCGAAAUACAAGAUACACCAGCUUGGCUCUAAUAAGGUUUGCUGCGGAGACUCGCUAGUCCGCGAAUACACUACUGUGUGUCCGUCAUUCUCUGUGAUUGAACAGUGGAUUUCGAUUUAUGUCGCAAAAAUCAAUGGAAGUUGGGCUGUCAUUGUCUGGAUGGACCACGGACGAUCCUUAGAACAAUCUCCCCCAGGGCCGUGGACUAGUCACAUCGAAGCCAAGGCAACACCACUUCCCAUCAUCCAACAUCAUCCAAAAAUGGCAUUUAGAACGACGACCAAUCGUCUAAAGUCGGAUACGAAUACGACAGCAGAAUUCCAGCAAAGCACGACCUUGCUUCCUUUGCAGUACGAUUCUUUGAUCGCGCUUGUCGAUUUGGCCCGUCGCGCACCCCAGGAUUCACUAUCCAUAUGUAUCCCGUUAUUUGCCCACGCGGCUUUCUCCGAGGUCCAGUUUCUGAAUCUGAUGGAAUCCAGAAUCCAGUUCCAGAUAGACUUGAUCGUUGCGGAACAUCCGGCUGAUGCGUUAGGAACUCUUCAAUAUUUCACCAACAUUCUCAACCGACAUUCCAAGCAGCUGAAAGAUAGCGCCCGGGCACUUUGCAAACUGGCGGAACAAGAUGGACAGGGAUCAAAUGGCACCAAAUCCGAAAGUCCGAGUAGGAGACUUGCCGUUCCAUCAAGCCAUAACAUAAGGUUGCCUUCGGAGACGGACAGGACCGGAAAUUUCACCUCUCCUCGAUCGGACAGUACCUUUACUCAAAAAGGCAUCAUGGAGGACUAUGAUCAACUCUAUAUCCGUUGCGUCGAGUUGUCCAAAAUGUGUACCCAAGGCAUAAGUUUGGCGAUGAACAAAGCCACGAUCGAGGAGUCACGCAAAGCCAUUGAGCAGUCGAAGCGAGUGAAGAGAUUGACUCUACUUGCUACACUCUUCAUCCCUCUCAAUUUCAGCUCCAGCCUGCUAGGCAUGAACAUUGAUCUCCUUGGCCAGAAUGCUGUGAAGUCUUGGUGGUUUUUUGUCCUGUGUAUUCCGAUAACUUUGCUUGCCUACAGCUUCUAUCUUUGGGACUUUCGGUUCCUCAAACGUUGUUGGGUGAAGUUUUGGAAAAGAUGUCGUGGCAUGAGGGGAGAUAUCAAAGUUGGGCGAUACGAGAAGGAUCCCGAUCAUAUUGUGUAA
This is a messenger RNA of Penicillium verhagenii, 1755 nucleotides long. RefSeq lists its product as uncharacterized. Gene Ontology annotation, cellular component: membrane. The annotation marks the transcript as partial. Gene Ontology annotation, molecular function: metal ion transmembrane transporter activity. The transcript has 2 exons. Gene Ontology annotation, biological process: transmembrane transport; metal ion transport. The record is from RefSeq and is a predicted model, not a curated record. Lineage: Eukaryota; Fungi; Ascomycota; Eurotiomycetes; Eurotiales; Aspergillaceae.